CAUGCUCCCCAUUCCUCUUUCCUCCGCACUAGACUUUUUGGGUAUUCAUCCUGUCCUGUGCACCCCGGGGGCUCUGUGUUCUUCCCAUGGCAUACCCUGUCUGCAGUACUCUUGUGCCACAUUACCUCCUCUGUAAACCAGACAUCUGUCAUGGCUUGCUUCUUGUUGCUAAAGGCUGUGAAGCACACAGAAGUCCUUGCACCAGUCCAUGGGAAAAGCGUCAUGGAGGUCUGCAUAUUCUUCCUUUAUGCUAUGAUACUUCUCCCAGGUAUUGCUGCCAGUGUGCAUCAAGUGAAGUCAUUUCUCAAUCACACUGCAUACCUAUCCUGCUAUUUUCCAAACUCUCAGGAAAUUGAAAUAAAGGAUUUAAGAGUUUUUUGGCAAAAAGACUCUGUGGAAGUGGUGCAUGAAGUAUACCAUGGCCAAGAAAAACAUGAUAACCUUAGUCCUAAAUACAUAAAUCGCACCAAGAUGGAUAUAGACAAAUGGACCUUGCAAUUGUUAAAUGCAGGAAUUGUGGACGAGGGACAUUAUACAUGUAUUAUACAGCAGAAAGAUAAAGGAUCAUCAAAGGUCAUACACACAUCUGAGUGCUUACUGCACAUCAUUGCCAACUAUAGUCAACCUGAGAUAGCAAGGCUGCACACUGGGGAACUAAAGCCCAACGAAUACUUGAAUCUUUCCUGUUCUUCCAGCGGAGGUUAUCCAGAGCCCAAGCAGAUGAUUUGGCUAAUUUCACAGGAAAACACAACAACGAGGCUUAUGUCUCAAAUGAAUGUUUCACAGGAUGCUGUAACAAAGCUGUACAAUGUUACUAGCAAGCUGAAUAUCCCAGUUACUACGAACACUCUCACUAAUAUUAGCUGCUUGCUUCACCUUGGAGAGCAUCUGGGGAGCCUUGUCUCAGUGCCGCUAGCCAUAGAGAUACAGAGGGAAGAAAUGGAGCAAGCGAAGAUAAAUUUCUUUGGCCCACUUAUAGCUGUGAUUGUACUGAUCACAUUUCUUCUGGGUUUGGUGAUAUUGAAGAAGAACAGAAAUAUCUCAUCUACCAACCAGAGUGUCAGUCUAGCAGUCUAGAAGCUUUCCAGCUUGAAACUGAGGCCAUCAGCCAGACUGCUGACUGGGAACCACCUCUGCACAUAGCAAGGCCUGAGGUCCCAUACUCUUAGAUGCUCUGCCAGCACAAGAAUCCUCCCCAGAUAUCCUGCAGAACAACAUGCAACAUUUUUGUCUGAUGGCUGAAAUCCACUGUCCAGUGUUCUCUGCUUUUAUUUUUGCUCCAGAAUGGUAGUAAAUGUGAUACUUUGCCUGUCUACAUGGCUGUCUUUUUGCUGUACCUUGCAGUACACACUGUGACAUUGUAAAAUCCUGAGUCAAUGAAGAAAGCAGAGCUACAAGGGUUAUAGAAGGGAAUGUCUCAGAAAUUGAAAGAGUUAGUCCACAAUCUGUGAAUCAUAACCAUCCCUGGAAACGUGACCAGAGACAGGCUAUUAAUCGUGAGCCACAAAUGCUUUCAGCAGAGCCAGUGUGGCUUUGUACCUGUAACUUUCUUGUAAAGGUCCACAGCAGAAAGAGGAACUUCAGGGCACUUGCCCACCUUCUGAGAAAAGCUGUGCAAUCCCUAUCAGGUAUCUGAAACUAGAAAUCACCUGGAGGAAAGACUUGCUUUAAACAUAAUUUCUGGUUGACUUAACGUGGUUUUUUUUACUACCAUCUGAGCUUAAUAUGACUAGACAAUUAUUACCUCCCAUUUUGUUCCUCUGUAUUCUGACUGGAUGCUAUACUAGUUGUUCAGGUGGAUGCAGGGACAGAAAAUGAAAGCAUGAUGUAUCACUUGUGUGUAUAAAUCGAAAUAUACAGAAUUAAGCUAAGCAGAUAAUGAAAAAAUAUUGUAUAAGUAGGUCACAUUCCAGUUUGGUUGACUGCCUUCUCCCUUUCUUAAUUUUGCUUCAAACCUUGAAAAUAGAGCAAUCCGUAUGCUAUGGUAUGCUCAGCUGUAGAAUUAGUUUUACCUUUCAGAAAAUUUUCUCCAUUUCACUCAAAAUGUGCCAGUUCUUCAAUAUUGAACACUCUCUGCACUUUAUAUUCUUCAACAGCAUUGACAUCUUUCAGGAGGAAGAAUGCAGCAGAAUUAAGACAAAGUUCUUCUGAGGUCUUGAUUGUGUUUGUAGGUCUGACAUUUUUAGCAAGAGCAGGGACAUUAGCAUCACAAACUCAAGACAAAUUUCAGCUCAGAGUUGCAGUCUGGGGACAUAAAUUCUCUAUGAUUUCUGCUGGGUACAAAUAUUCUUUUCUGUUAAAUGAUGUUGUGAGUCACUAGAUUCCACCUCCAUUUUUUCUCCAUUUUCAAGUACAUGAGAGAAUGUGUGUGUCCUUUUGAGUUAGCUAAACCAUUUCGGAGUCAGUUUAUUAAGCUAUUACACUAACAUUCCAAAUAUUUUCAGUCAGAUUAAUAUCAUUCAAAUGUUAUUAAAAGUUAAAGGUUUUAUUUUUAAUGUAAAAGUUUAUAUUUGCUAGCAAACUUAUUUAAUGACUUAUUAAAAUACAUGUCUUUUUCUGUG
Messenger RNA from Phalacrocorax carbo (great cormorant), 2561 nucleotides. The record is from RefSeq and is a predicted model, not a curated record. Lineage: Eukaryota; Metazoa; Chordata; Aves; Suliformes; Phalacrocoracidae.